Messenger RNA from Auxenochlorella protothecoides, 735 nucleotides. RefSeq names its product Adenylate kinase B. The transcript is spliced from 3 exons. Gene Ontology annotation, biological process: nucleobase-containing compound metabolic process. Gene Ontology annotation, molecular function: AMP kinase activity; ATP binding. Lineage: Eukaryota; Viridiplantae; Chlorophyta; Trebouxiophyceae; Chlorellales; Chlorellaceae. Bases 1 to 735 code for a protein of 244 amino acids. The record is from RefSeq and is a predicted model, not a curated record. Gene Ontology annotation, cellular component: mitochondrion; cytoplasm.
AUGGCACCCUCCGUCGACCUCGCCGAGGUGACCACCGAGCAGCUCAUCCAUGAGGUGCAGCGUCGGAUAGAGUGCCUGAACAAGCCCGAGAAGCGCCUCAUCCUCAUAGGGCCUCCCGGCUGCGGCAAGGGCACCCAGUCCCCCGCCAUCAAGAACGAGAACUGCCUGUGCCACCUGGCCACCGGUGACAUGCUGCGCGCCGCCGUUGCCGCCAAGACCCCCCUGGGCCUGGAAGCGAAGAAGGCCAUGGAGUCUGGGGCCCUGGUCAGCGACGACAUCGUGGUCGGCCUGAUCGAGGAGAACAUCAAGUCCCCGGAGUGCCGCGUCGGCUUCGUGCUUGAUGGCUUCCCCCGCACGGUUACUCAGGCCGAGAAGCUGGACUCCAUGCUCUCCAGCAAGGGCGCCGCGAUUGACCGCGUGCUCAACUUCAACGUGCCCGACAGCCUCCUGGUGGAGCGCGUGACCGGGCGGCUGGUGCACCCCGCCUCCGGCCGCUCCUACCACACCAAGUUUGCGCCCCCGCGCAAGGAGGGCGUGGACGACGUGACCGGCGAGCCCCUGAUCCGACGAAAGGACGACAACGCGGAGACGCUCAAGGCGCGGCUGGAGGCCUUCCGCAAGCAGACCGCGCCCGUGAUCGAGCACUACCGCAGCCGGGUGGUGAACAUCAAGGGCGACCAGUCGGCCGAUGCGGUGGCAGCGGAGGUCCGGGCCGCGCUCAACGCCUCCACAUGA